Molecule: messenger RNA, 759 nt
Organism: Vicia villosa (hairy vetch)
Lineage: Eukaryota; Viridiplantae; Streptophyta; Magnoliopsida; Fabales; Fabaceae
Product: chaperone protein dnaJ 20, chloroplastic
Exons: 2
Coding region: 73-651 (192 amino acids)
Cellular component (GO): chloroplast
Source: RefSeq, a predicted model, not a curated record
AAAUAAAAAAAAUAGAAAUAGAACAAAAUCAAAACAAAACAGAAAGUGAAAAAAGAGAGUGAGAAAAGCGAGAUGCGUUGUUAUGGCUUAUCAAUCCCCGGAAGCGAUCAUCGCUUCUUCCUUCCAACCCUUACUCCGCCACUAUCCCUCCGUCCUACAACAACCGUAUCCGUAACCCGCGUAACAUUCGGGUCGGGUUUUCCGAAACUGAGAGCAACCUUCAACGACGGCGUUGUGGCGGAGGAACUGAGUUUCUAUGAUUUACUAGGGAUACCGGAAUCUGGUUCGUUGAAUGAGAUAAAAAGUGCGUAUAAACAGCUUGCGAGAAAGUAUCAUCCGGAUGUUUCGCCGCCGGAUAGGGUGGAGGAGUAUACGAAGAAGUUUAUUCAGGUUCAUGAGGCGUAUGAGACGCUGUCUGAUCCUUCUAGGAGGAUUAUGUAUGAUCAGGAUAUGGCUAGAGGUGUUCAUCUCGCGUUUAAUGCCAGGAAACGAUAUAAUCGCUCCGAUCAGGGGAAUGAACAAAAAGAUGAAUGGAAAACGCGUUGGCAGUCUCAACUCUCUGGUCUGAAGAGAAGAAGUGACAGCAAGGUUGCUGCUAAGAACAUGUCAUGGGCUGCUCGAAUGCGCCAGCAGAAAGAGAAGGAAAUGUGACCAGAAUUUUCCUUUGUUCUCUAUGUGUAUAAAAAUUGUAUAUAUAAAUAUUUAUAAUUUCCAACUCUAAAUCAAAUCAUAUAUAAUAUGAAUGUUUAGAAAAUACUA